Molecule: messenger RNA, 1713 nt
Organism: Panicum virgatum (switchgrass)
Lineage: Eukaryota; Viridiplantae; Streptophyta; Magnoliopsida; Poales; Poaceae
Product: type IV inositol polyphosphate 5-phosphatase 9-like
Exons: 6
Coding region: 363-1418 (351 amino acids)
Biological process (GO): phosphatidylinositol dephosphorylation
Molecular function (GO): phosphatidylinositol-4,5-bisphosphate 5-phosphatase activity; inositol-polyphosphate 5-phosphatase activity; phosphatidylinositol-3,4,5-trisphosphate 5-phosphatase activity
Source: RefSeq, a predicted model, not a curated record
ACCUCCUGCUCUUGCCACAAUCAUAUCUAAUCUACUAAUCUAGUGCCCCACUGCCCAUUCUCAUUGUGCCUGAUGUCUCCCUGUCCCAGCUCCAACUUGCCUCACCUAUAUAUCUUCUACGCAAGACUACUUCUGCAUACCUGAGCCUGAAGUUUCUGAACCUUUCCCUGCAACCUCAUGCCCUCCCAUUAAUCCUUCAAGGCUCCCUCCCACUCCCACUGAAAGAGCCACCAAUUAACCCUGUGCUGACUUGUCCCAGUGACGUGAACCCAUCGCCGGCGAUCGGCCAAGAUCGGCGGCGAGCAGGGUGCCGGGUCAUCGAUUCGAUCGUCUCCGAGUUCGCAGCCUUGGAGAAGGGCAGCAUGCAAGAGGGGCACGGCGAGACCGUCAACUACAGGGUGUUCGCCGGCACGUGGAACGUCGGCGGCAAGGCGCCGCCGGAUGAUCUUGACCUGGAGGAUUGGCUGGACACCAAGGCCGGCUCCCACGACAUCUACGUUCUCGGGUUCCAGGAGAUGGUGCCGCUGAAUGUGAGGAGCGUGCUCGGCCCCAAGCAGAGAUCGGCGGCCAUGAAUUGGCAGCGGCUUAUCGGGGACGCACUGAACGGCGGGAGGAGGAGCGUGAUGGAUGGAGAAGACGCGGCGAUGGAUCACGGACAGGGCGCGUUCAGGUGCGUCAUGAGCAAGCAGAUGGUCGGCAUCUUCGUCUCCGUGUGGACGAGGAGCGGCCUCCGCCGGCACGUCCGCCACCCCGGCGUCUCCGCCGUCGGCGCCGGCGUCCUCGGCCGGCUCGGCAACAAGGGCGCGGUGUCGGUCCGGUUCUUGCUGCACGGCACGAGCUUCUGCUUCGUCUGCUGCCACCUGGCCUCCGGCGGCGGCGACGGCGACGCGCUACGCCGGAACGCCGACGCGGCGUACAUCCUCGCGAGGACGAGCUUCCUCAACUCCGGCGGCGCGCCGGCGCCGGCACCGGAGGAGCUGCCCAGGAAGAUUCUUGACCAUGAUCGGGUGGUGUUGCUCGGCGACCUCAACUACCGGAUCGCCAUGGACGACGCCGAGGCGCGGCAGCUGGUGAGGGCCAGGAAAUGGAGCAUGCUGCUGGAGAACGACGAGCUGCUGCUCGAGCUCGCCGAGGGCCGGCGGUUCGACGGCUGGCGCGAGGGCCACGUCACCUUCGCCCCGACCUACAAGUACCACCGCAACUCCGACCAGUUCUGCUGGUGCGCCGACGGCGGCGCCGCCGCCGGCCGCGGCAAGCAGCACCGCGCGCCGGCAUGGUGCGACCGGAUCCUUUGGCGAGGGAAGGGGAUGAGGCAGAUCCGGUACGAGUGGUGCGGUGGCUACAGGCUCUCCGAUCACCGGCCGGUGAGGGCCGUGUUCCACGCUGUGUGUGAGGUGGUGGAAACCAAAGCAUGUUAACUAAGCUGCAGGCUUCUGUCCUCUGAAACAGUUAACAAACGAGAUGCUGUAAAUUUUACAGAAAUUCGACAACAGCUUGGUUUCCUGCAUCCGUUUUCAAAAAUAGGGCCUCGAUGAUUUACCUGAGGAUGAAAGGCUCUUGUUUUCGCCUUUGUAUCUGCAGGUGAAAAUUCAUGUAAAUUUCCUGUUCUUUUCCCCUGCUGAAGAAAUGGAAUCCGGGGAUCAUUGUCCAGUCGAUUCAUGUACCAUUAGGAUGCAACCUUUUAUGGAUUGAAUCGAUGAUAUUUUUUCUUAC